Nilaparvata lugens (brown planthopper) is the source of this 706-nucleotide messenger RNA. RefSeq names its product RING finger protein nhl-1-like. Lineage: Eukaryota; Metazoa; Arthropoda; Insecta; Hemiptera; Delphacidae. The record is from RefSeq and is a predicted model, not a curated record. The transcript has 5 exons. The annotation marks the transcript as partial.
UCUGAACAUUAGAGUGGAGUGUGCAGAAUAGUUCCAUGUGUUAGAAGAGCUGUGAUUUUUGGUGAAUUUGUUGGUAAUUUCGGUGUUUUUAGAUUUAUCAAUAGAAAACGAUUUUGUGACUUUUAAGUGAAGUUGGUGGUAACGGAAAAAACCGAAAAUGUUCAAAAUUUGACGAAAAGUGAAGUUUACAAAAAAUAUCUUCCAACUGUGAUAAAUAUUAUAAGGAAGCAUGGAACAAUUCGAACAACUGUGACCUGUGCUAUAUGCCUGGACCGAUAUCGAAAUCCAAAGCUCCUACCAUGCCAGCAUUCCUUCUGUAUGGAACGUGUAUGGAUGGGCUAGUCGACUAUGUUAGGAGACAGGUAAAAUGCCCGGAAUGCAGGGCGGAACAUCGUAUCCCCUACCAAGGGGUGCAAGGCUACCCCACAAAUGUCACCCUUCAAAGAUUUCUGGAGUUGCAUAUUGAAAUCACCGGAGAACUCCAGAUCUACCAGUGUUCAGGUAAAGAAUAUACUUUUUGUGUGCGAAGAGCCCUCCAUAGACUGCAAGACAUGUUGGGGGUUGUGGAGAAAAACAUGCUGGCUCUACAAACUAACUGUUCCUCAGUCUCUGAGGAGGUGGACGAGAUUUACAGACGCCUCACCAAGGCCCUCAAAGACCGAACUGAGUAUUUGAGGGUGAGGUGGAUAGAUACCUCUCAACUGAG